This is a messenger RNA of Atta colombica, 738 nucleotides long. RefSeq lists its product as uncharacterized. Bases 1 to 738 code for a protein of 245 amino acids. The record is from RefSeq and is a predicted model, not a curated record. NCBI's taxonomy places the organism in Eukaryota, Metazoa, Arthropoda, Insecta, Hymenoptera, Formicidae. The transcript has 3 exons.
AUGAAGGCCAUCUAUUGGUUGAUCAUUGUUCUCGUGCAAUCAUGCUUAGUGCCAGAAUUAAGGGCCGACGAAGGUUUUAUGACAAAAAAAAUUGUUAAUAGUGAGCUCGAAGAUCUCUCAAAAUCGCGAGAAGAUCUGGAGCAAGAGAAGAUACUUUUGAGGCAGGUCUCAAAUUCAUCAGCAUCGGAAAAUAACACAGUCAUCACAAACAGACCUUGUCAGUGUAGCGGUGGUGUCUGUUCAUGCUGUUCAAGAAUUCUAUACGAUACGUGGAAACAAAAAGCUUGCGUGAAUAUCACGUAUGAUCCUGACGAGUUCAGCUUUACCGCGAAUAUCAUGAUGAACGACAGAGUUCUUUACACGAGAACUGUUUCUGGAAAAAAUCCUAGACCAAUAUGUGUUCCUGUCCCAAGGCUACCGAUCAGAGCGUGCGUCCGAUUUUAUAAUAUAUAUUUUCAAGGCAGAAAUAUUCAUCUAUGUCUCAACAUGGAAGGAAAGUUUCAGGAUACUACAUUGUUUAAGAUUAGUUUAGAUUGUCUUAGAUUCGGUUCAAACGGAUUAGCUCUAUUAAAACCAGAAGACGGAGGUGGUUUGGGCCAAGUGGAACUUUUUCCGGAAGAUGUGGAUAAUAAUAAUGACUACGACGAUGAUGAGGAUGAUAAUGAUGAUGAUGAUGAUGAUGAUGAUGAUGAUGAUGAUGAUGAUGAUGAUGAUGACAAUGACGAUGAUAUAUACUAA